Molecule: messenger RNA, 3954 nt
Organism: Nilaparvata lugens (brown planthopper)
Lineage: Eukaryota; Metazoa; Arthropoda; Insecta; Hemiptera; Delphacidae
Gene: Miga
Product: mitoguardin
Exons: 10
Coding region: 207-1811 (534 amino acids)
Biological process (GO): mitochondrial fusion
Source: RefSeq, a predicted model, not a curated record
GUCUUUUCUCCCUCCGGUUAAAAAAACAUGUGAUCGGUUUUGUUCUAUUUGAAAAUAUUGUGCAGUUUACGAUAUACGUUAAUUUUAAUCGUUAUGUUAGCAAAAGUUAACCCCUCUGUUUGUUUGAAGUUGAUAAAUGUGUAAAAUUUUGUGAAAUAACAAUUUGUUGUUAGAAAAAUACGUAAUUACAAAACCUAACCUUAACCAUGUCAACUCAAAUCAGCUUAGUUUCUUUAGUCAAAACAUUCAGAUCGUUUAAUUCUAAAUUGUUUAGUCGAAUCGGAUUCUCGAAAUCUCAAAAGGUUGUUCUUUUAUCGGUGACAGCCAGCAUAGCACUACUUGCUCUUUUCGCUAGAUAUGUUCGGAGACGUAAGACCACUUCAGGCACAUCGUACCGAAAACUUCCGCGGAGUCCUCAGAUUCUACAUGACAGUGAUGGAGACGGAGGCAGCAGCUACCGACGCAUCGCGAGCCCAGGGCUGCGCAGCCUUCGACGGCAGGGCUCGCUGCUGUCCGGCUUCUCCGACCGGACGUCAACGGCUGGCUCCGUCACGCUGUCCGCCGCGUCACAUGGCGGGGGGGACGCCGACAACGCUGCCUGCACGCAGCCCGUCACGCCGCAGCAGUUCGGAGUCAUGGGCAUGGAGGCGCUGGAGUUGAGCAUCAAGUACUGGGAGGAUGCCCUGGACACGUACCGCAACACGGCUGGCAACUCGGGGGCGCUGGCGUUGACUGGCGAGGAGGAAGCUGAGUUCUACAGAGACCUGGAGCGGGUUCUCGAUGCUGCCUAUCAGCUGCAGGGACAAUGCGAACUCCUAUUUCUUGACCAAAGAUCUGUACUCUUCCGGGCAGAGAGUGUCUCGACUAGACUUGGAGGAUCUGAUCUCCACACUGAUUAUUCAUCACCCGAGUCAUUUGUUUCCGCUCAGGAUGAGGUUGCCGAUCUUAGAGAAUUUGAAGAAUUCACUGACCUUCUGACUGACGUGGAGAAGUUACCAUUGUACCAGUCAGCAUUAAAACAAUUUGAUGAAAAUGGAAUACCCUACAGAGUGCUUCGCACGGAAAUGGUGCACUGCAGUUCAGACGUGGAGUACCUGGGCAAGCUGCACUGCAUCCGACUGGCGUUCCAAUGGCUCUUCAGGGACCAAGCAUCCUGGAACUGGUUUGCUGACAGCGGCCGUCAAGUUCUCACCGAUCUCAUGAUAUUUGCUGACAAGGAUCCAAAGGACUUUCUAAUAGCCUACGAGGAAAUGUUGAAAUUUCUGAAAGACGAGGUGAGCUGGAGUGACAUUGAGUUGGAGCUGAGUGCGAAGGGAGUGAAGGCGCUCACCUUCUUCGACAUAGUCAUGGACUACAUCCUCAUGGACGCUUUUGAGGACUUGGAGAGUCCUCCGCCGACGGUCACUGCUGUAGUACAGAAUAGGUGGCUUUCCAAUGGCUUCAAAGAGUCUGCAUUGACGACGGCUGUGUGGUCGGUGCUGAAAACGAAAAAGUCAAUGCUGAAAUACCCGAAGGGCUUCAUGGCGCACUUCUAUGCAAUCAGCGCACAAAUGUCGCCAUUGAUGGCUUGGGGCUUCCUAGGGCCUGACGAGAAACUCAAGGACAUGUGCUUGUAUUUCAAGGAUCAAGUACUGGGUUACCUGAAAGAAAUUUUCAGUUUUCAGCAGACAAGGUAUGCUUCCGUAGAAGAACUAUCCACCGAUAUUCUCAGUCAUGCGAAAACAAGAUUCGCAAACAUAACCUACAAACUAUCAUCUGAAUCGCAACAAAUGUAUAAAGCCAACAAAGCGCAAGGAGCAACGAACAACUAAUAAAUUAUAGGUACAAACGUCUUCAGAAUAUAGGUAUUAAACGCUGAUUCCAGUAAUAAUAGAUCAAUGUAGUGUUCAAUGUAUCAUGUUCAUGAUCAAUGUAUUGUGGCAACCAACGACGAUAUUCUACGUUAUUACGGCGUAUUAUACUGAAACCUCCUUUCACAAACUGCAACUUUACUGAAAUUUUUGUCAUAGAAGUUUUAUAAUAGUACGAAUUUAUAUUGUUUUGUCACAUGAUUUAACAUUAACAAAGCAAUAAUUGUAAUCAAUGUAAGACACACAUUAUUUAAGUUUAAAGGCAUACUUUACCAAAGAAAGUAAAACUAAAGCUACGUUUACACGUUUACAAGUUGUCAGCAAAAUGUUCUUCACAAUUAAUUUUUCUACAAAAAGUUAUUUUUUGUAGAGUAAAAGUUACUGUUUACCAAUUAAGAACAACGAAAGAUGUGAAUGUUUUGCCCAGAGAGCGUAGUCGGCGAAGAUUUGCAGAGGGGUAAUAUUUGUUCGCAAAUUUAUCUGCGUUUUCCCACACUGAGUGGGGGACAAAAAAAUGUUGAAAACAAGGUCGGAUAUCUACAAGUUUCAGACAAAAUGUUUCUGUGAUUAUUAAGAAAUUGGCAACAAAUUGCUGUAAUUGUUGAAAACUCAGUUAACAACUCUGCUGAAAACGCGGCUUUCUGAUACAUUUUAAUCAGUUGAAGAGAUAAGUUUAUGAUUGGAAACCAAUAAUCUUCUAUUAGUACAGAAAAAACCUUUAUAUGUUUUGUGGAACAAUUUUGUCGACAAUUCAUUUAUUCAACUUAUUUAUGGAUUCAUAAUCUCUGAGAAACGUAUAAAAGUUGCAGUGCAGUUGAAAAUUUAGAAAUAAGACUAUAUGCACUUGAUUUUUGAUCGAAAUUAGUUGACUUGAUUUUAUUGGCAAGUGGCAACUAUGGAGAUACUUCUUAGUUAUACACUGUGAUUUGCAGUGAUAAUACAUGAAUACUUGCAAUAACUUAUCAACAUAGUGUAAUAAUGAACAACAUUCCAAUUUUUUUACUUGCACACCAAUGAAAAUGAGAAAAAAAUGUGAUUGAAAUUUCCUGUGCAUUGUCUUAGGAAGUAUUGAUUUAUGUAUAUUUAUGACAAAAGUGUAAAUAAUACAAUAUUUAUUGUAAAAAGGUGACUUUGCCUCGAUUAACAUGGGUGGUUUCAUCCAUAAAAUAUAUUAAUAGAUAGAUGAUGGGAUUAUCAUUUCAAUAUAAAAUUUCUGAAGAUCCUUUCCAGUAUCACUGAUAUUAUAUUUCUAUACUUCUUAGAUCUGAAACUUCACUUAAAUAAGUUUGUAAUUUUUGUUAGUAAGUUACAUAGACAAGCUAGUAUUUACUUCUACAAGUAAAAAUUAUCAGUCAUGAAAAAAACAUCCAUAAACGAUAUAAAACGAGAUAAUCAUGGAUUUGAACAUCAUUAUGCAGAGGAAUAUGUCUAGUUUACGUGUACAGAAAGAUAAUCGCAGUUUUCUUUGGUUCCAUCUUAUUCUAUCCUUACGCUAUUCGUUUUGAGGACUUGAAAAAUUUGGAAUCGUUACUUGAAAUAUACAAUUAUAUAUUUUUUAUAUUAUAAUAGAUAAACAUUGAACUCAAAAUUAGAGAUUCAGACGAAAAAGAAAAUAUCAAUUAUGAUUUCCAAUGCUGUAUUCAAAUAAUAAUUCCCAAAAUCUCAUCGAAAUUAGAUUCUUUAUAACAAUUCCUGAUAAAAACAUUCUCUAGAGAUCCAAACUCUGAAUUUAACCUCUUACAUUACAACCAAACCGAUACGAUACUGGCCAAAGAACAGAUUUUUAAGAUUUGAGGGAAAUGGCAUUCACUUAAAUCUGAGAUAAAAGUUGAAGUUUUUAUCGUGUAUGGCAGAGAAUUAAGAACGAAAUCAGUUCUAGUCCUUUUGCAAGAUCGCAGAAAAAUGUAGUUCUUUCAAUUUUUAUUGAAAAAUAUUAUAGCAAAAUAUUAUAGUCUCAAUAGGCCUUAGAAGGACUGCAGAAUGAACGACAAAGAAAUUCAGUUUUUCUGCGCUUCAGUGCUUUCCAAGCUAGUCAGCUGGGUGAGCUCUCCCAUGAGAAUUAAUAAGUUUUUCAAGGUUUUUACUCUACCCAGCAGAACAAAAA